Acipenser ruthenus (sterlet) is the source of this 7495-nucleotide messenger RNA. RefSeq names its product interferon-induced very large GTPase 1-like. Bases 1 to 5916 code for a protein of 1971 amino acids. Lineage: Eukaryota; Metazoa; Chordata; Actinopteri; Acipenseriformes; Acipenseridae. Gene Ontology annotation, molecular function: GTP binding. The transcript is spliced from 2 exons. The record is from RefSeq and is a predicted model, not a curated record.
AUGCAGGUCAGGCAGGAGCUACAGUGUUCCUGCAGGUCAGGCAGGAGCUACAGUGUCCCUGCAGGUCAGACAGGAGCUGCAGUGUUCCUGCAGGUCAAGCAGGAGCUACAGUGUCCCUGCAGGUCAGACAGGAGCUACAGUGUCCCUGCAGGUCAGGCAGGAGCUACAGUGUCCCUGCAGGUCAGGCAGGAGCUACAGUGUUCCUGCAGGUCAGACAGGAGCUACAGUGUCCCUGCAGGUCAGGCAGGAGCUACAGUGUCCCUGCAGGUCAGGCAGGAGCUACAGUGUUCCUGCAGGUCAGACAGGAGCUACAGUGUCAGGAAGGUCAGGCAGGAGCUACAGUGUCCCUGCAGGUCAGGCAGGAGCUACAGUGUCCCUGCAGGUCAGACAGGAGCUGCAGUGUUCCUGCAGGUCAGGCAGGAGCUACAGUGUCCCUGCAGGUCAGGCAGGAGCUACAGUGUCAGGCAGGUCAGGCAGGAGCUACAGUGUCCCUGCAGGUCAGGCAGGAGCUACAGUGUCAGGCAGGUCAGGCAGGAGCUACAGUGUCCCUGCAGGUCAGGCAGGAGCUACAGUGUCAGGCAGGUCAGGCAGGAGCUACAGUGUCCCUGCAGGUCAAGCAGGAGCUACAGUGUCAGGCAGGAGCUACAGUGUCCCUGCAGGUCAGGCAGGAGCUACAGUGUCCCUGCAGGUCAGGCAGGAGCUCUUUUGCUUCAGGUGAGGUCAGGAGGAGAAAAUAAUUCUGAUCAAGAUCAGGAAGAACUUAAGAAGAAACUUGCGGAUGUCGGGAUCGAUCCACAUGUCUGGUUACCUAAACUGCGGGAGGAGCUUAACAUUACCAGAGCACAAGCUUUACAACAUGUGGGCUUCAAGGACUAUCAAAAAUUAGAACAUUGCUGUAAGCAGGAGUGGGAAAAAAAGGCCCUUAAAAAACUAUUCAAUAUACAAGAGAGGCAGAAUCAGUCAAAACAGCUGCAGGAUGAGCGGUUAGAGGUGUUUAAAAAGAGACAAGAGGAGGCCAGGCUUGCACUGACAGAGCUUCAACAGAUGCAAGAAAAUGGAAGAAAUCGCAAUGAUGCCAUUGUGAAGGAGAAAGAACAGCAGCUUCAGUCAGCCUUACAGGUACCCAAAGAAUACUGGGUGCGUUCUGGGGUACCGCUGAAGGACUUGAUAGAGAGCAUGCAUAAUCAAUCUGAAAGAUCCAUACCACUACAGAACAAGAAGAUUUCGGGUUUACUAAAAAGACUGGGGCUUCAGGACUACUAUCCAAAGAAAAUGACAACACCAGAUAUCCUUGUGAUUGACAAAUCAUCUUUAGAAGAAUGCCAGCCCUCCACAGAACAGGAAUUGUCAUUUUUGUUCCUGCAGAAGCUUUUGAUGUUGGAUUACAGAGCAAGGGACAUGUUUUGCACAGUCAAAAGCCAUGCAAACCAAACCCUACGCAGUGUUCCAAAUGUGACAGGGAAAAUGAACGUUGCUGACUUUUUUAGUAAAAGCAAUACAGGAAAACCUGUCACUACUGAAGGUGAACCAGAACACAUUCACCCCAUGGAUAUUCAAAUGGCAAUUUUUCACUGUGCAGACAGUUUUUUGUGGCAGUACAUUUCAACAAAGCUUUCAUUUUGUCAGUAUGCACUUCCUUGUUUGGUGCCCAACCCCUUCACAUCACAAAUAGAAUUUCCUUCAUGGUCUUUUGUGCAACUUAAGAAGAGCUGGAAAUGUUCUGGUAAAUCUGGUCAGCAAAGCAAGACUGGCAAGAGCAAAAGCCAUUCACUUUACGAAGCUGAACUUCCUACUGUGUCGUUCAUACGGUUUGGUCGUUCUUCAUCAUCGAAGUCUCAGAUCUUGAAUGCUUUAAUGAACGCUCAAAAGCACCAUACCUUUUUCCACAGGCACUGCAAAGGCAGUAGUGCAACUGGUCUUUUAAUGGAUGGUGUUGUGGAAAUAUCAUGGUAUUUCCCAGGGGGUAAGGACGAUGAUGUAUUUGAUGACUGUGUUGCAUUCACUAAUCUUCAUGGAGAUGCAAGACAACAUGAGAAACAGUUAGAAUUUUUAUUCAAGGCUGCAACAAUCAAUGUAGUUCUUCUCACAGACUCUGAUCUAAAUGAAAAAGGCAAUGCUAUUUUACAGGAACUUUUGAAUUCUCCGAAGCCCCUAAUCUGUCUUUGUGCUGACAGGGAAGUCAUUUCAGAAGAACAACAUGGGACAAAAGUAAAAAUAGGAGCUAAGAGCAGAAAUGAGGCUGACCUUGUUGAGGAUCUUGUAACAACAGUGAAGCGUCUAUUGGGCACCUCGAAACAUACAUCCAGCAUUAAGACAUGCACAGGUAUUGCUAGGAAGCUUGGAUUUUUGAUUGAUGAAGACAAUGAACACUGCAAGGAGGGUAAGUCCUUAGCAGAGGCAUUACUGGCACCACUGAGGAAUGAGAAGUUGUCCGUCAUUAAAGAAAAGUACCUACCACUUCAAGGGGAUCUGUGGCAUAAAUGGUGCAAGAAAAACAAGGAACUUACCCACUUACAGAUUAAAGGAAACAUAAGCAUUGAACAACACAAAAGUAAUAUUGAACAGGAUAAAAAUAGCUUAAGAAAAAUUCAGUAUAGUAGAGCCUUCCCUCUGAACAAUCUAAUUAAAACAUUUCUUAUGAAUCUGAAGUCAAACUCUGACGCAACGAAAAUGUUUUUUCUCAAAUGGAUGGAAAUGUUUUUACAUGAUCUUACAUCAGAUCAGCUUACUGUGCUUGAUGAAACACAGCAUAUUAAGUGGUCAGAGAUGCAAAAAUUAAAACAAAAAGGGAAAAACAUUGAGAGCUUCCGAAAGGAAUUGGAGGGGCUAUCUAAUGAGCGCAAUGCUUCUGCUUUUAGCCUUGAACACCUGUUAAGGGAAAUAGGUCAAAUUUAUGAAGCUUUGGAGUCCCUCUCAAACAAAAAUGAUCUCAGGUUUUCUCUACCAGAAAUUGCUGCAGAUCUGAUGAUUUCUGGAUAUCCUGUUGAACUGAUGGAUGGGGAUGCUUCACACGUACCCUUGAAGUGGAUAAGCGCUGUUCUAGACAAAGUCAUUGAGAAACUUGGUGACAAAAGAGUCUUUGUUCUUUCUGUUCUGGGCAUUCAGAGCACAGGAAAGUCCACUUUGCUGAAUGCCAUGUUUGGACUCCAGUUUGCAGUGAGUGCAGGGAGAUGCACUCGAGGAGCGUUCAUGCAGCUGGUUAAAGUGAAGGAGGACCUGAGUCUACAGAAGAGCUUUGAUUAUGUUCUUGUAGUAGACACAGAAAGGCUUCGGACUUUAGAACUAGGUAAAUCAACCCUUAAUCAUGACAGUGAGCUAGCUACAUUUGUCAUUGGUCUUGGUAACUUGACCCUGAUCAAUAUAUUUGGAGAGAACCCCUCUGAUAUGCAAGAUGUUCUUCAAAUUGCUGUUCAGGCAUUUCUGAGAAAGAAGCAUGUAAAGCUGUCACCCAGCUGCAUGUUUGUGCACCAGAAUGUUGGAGAAAUCACUGCAGGAGAGAAAAACAUGGAAGGAAGGAGACGACUGCUGGAGAAAUUAGAUGACAUGACGUAUACAGCUGCAAAACAGGAGGUGUGUGAAGUUACUUGCUUUAGUGAUGUAAUCAGAUUUGAUGUUAACACACACAUUCAUUACUUUGCUCAUCUUUGGGAGGGCAAUCCACCAAUGGCACCUCCUAAUCCAAGUUACAGUGAAAAUGUUCAGAAACUGAAAUGGGUUCUGCUCUCAUCUGUGUCACAGCAAAAUACAUUAAAGAUCUCAGAGUUUAAAACACGCAUCCAAGAUCUCUGGAGAGCCCUUCUAGCAGAAAACUUUGUUUUUAGCUUCAAGAAUACCCCUGAGAUUGCAGCAUAUAGGAAAUUAGAGGAAAAAUAUGGAGAAUGGACUUGGAAGCUGAGAAGUCAUAUGCUUGAUAUUGAGAACAAACUUAACAAUCGAAUUGAGAAUGGCAAACUAGAAAGUGUGGAAAGAACAUACCUUGAGUCUGAAAUGCAGAAAGAAUACAAAGCUGUCACACAGGAGAUGGAAUGUUAUUUUUCUGAAGACAGAGAUCGAGAGAUACUGAUUCAAUGGAAAAUAAAAAUUGAACAGAAACUUGCCGAUGUUAAACAAGAGAUUAUUGGAGAAACUAAAAGAAAAUUUGAUGAACUAGUUAGGCUGAGGAAAAGUUGCUGGGAUUUAGAUGAAAAGAAAUCUAAAUAUGAAGAUGAACUGCUGAAACGGAGCAAAGGGCUGGCAUUGAGACUUAAAGCCAAAGAUCUGGAUGAAAAGAGACUAGAGAGGGAAUUUCAAGCAUUGUGGAUUGAUUGGGUCUAUGAAGUGUCAUCAGACAUGCCCCCUGUUAAAAAGACUGAUGUAAUAAUUGAGAAAGAGCAAAUUCUCAUUGAGCGUUUAGCAAAUGAAUCUGUUAAUUUGAGAAUGGAGAGAGGCUCAAAUCAAAGCUUACGCUCUGCCUUGGAUUUCUCAGAGUACAUACUAAUGAAGAAAGAACCUAUUAUUAAAAAACUGAAUCCCUUUGCUGCACGCACCACAAAAGAAGAAGCGAACCAGCUUACCAUAAAACUGACACAAGACAUAAUCCACAGUAUUACUGAAAGCAUUAAAGAGAAGGAGCGUGCCAGUGUUGAUUACAGUCCAAGCUUCAUACAUGAAAUAAUAAAUAACAUAGUGAAGGAAAUACAAGAUUUUCAAUCUAAGGAAAAAAGAUUUGUAUUUAAUAAUGAUUACGAAACAGAUUUAUGUUUAAUGUUAUGUGAUCAAGCAGCACAGAGUUUUCAAAAAAUGCAUGAUGCAUUCCAAAAAGCUAAUGAUCCACGUACUUACCUUACAAGUAAGAAAGAGGGAUACUUCAGUAUUUUCAGGACCUUCUGCAGGGGUGCGACAUCCACCACUGUGUUGGCUGACUUUGUAGGUAACAAACUAAAAGAGGCAAUCCGUCAGGCGGUGUAUAAGAAGACUUCUAAAGACAUAGCGGGAGAAAUGAGGGCCGACAAUCCUGCCUUCAACAGCAAUAGAUCUAAUCUGGAAAACCACAUUCUGGCAUCACUGGCAGAUGAGGACAACUUUGACAAGUUCAUGAAAUACAUUCAUUUUCCAAAACAGCAUUUUGAAGAAUUUAUUAGCCAAUCAGUUGACAGAUAUUGCUGGAGUGGGGAAAAUCCCAGAAUACUACAAGUCUUCAGAGAAAAUCUUGACAGCUUCAACAGCAGUGUUUUCUGCACAAUUUCUAAAUCAACAAAAGUGGUUCAAGACAAAAAUGGUGAUGUUCCAAUGUGGCUGGAUGAGUUUUGCAGUGAACUCAAAGAUGACCUACAGUUUGCAAGAAGUGACCUGAAAAGUGUUGAAUAUCAGGACAUCAAGGACAUCAAUUUCCUUAAAGAAGCAAUGGCUACAGUGCUGGAAAAUGUUGUUGCAGACUUAAGGAAAGACUUUAGUAUGAAAUCUUCAACAAACAAGGAGGCAUCUAGGACAAAAACACAAGAAAUUCUGUUUAAACAACUCUGCGGAUGUUGGGAGCAGUGCCCGUUUUGCAGCGCCAUGUGCACAAACACAAUCUCAGGUCAUGAUGGAGAUCACAGUGUUACCUUCCAUCGCCCUCAAGGAAUAUCUGGUGUUAAAUGGCAUAAAACUGACAAUCUUAUUACUGAUAUUUGCUCUAGCCUUGUAGGAAGUGACUGUAGAUUGUUAGUGAGUGAAGACAACAUAAUUCCUUUCAAAAAUUACAGAGAAGCUGGGCCCAGGCAUGCAAAGUGGAACAUCACACCAGACAGCUCAUCACAACUGUAUUGGAAAUGGUUUGUGUGUCAUUUCCAGACAAACUUGGAAGAAAAGUAUUCAAUGAAGUUUAAUGGACUGGGUGAGAUUCCAGAUCAAUGGAAGACCAUUACAAAAACUGCAGCUAUUGAAAGCUUACAAUAAUGGAUGAGUUCAAAGCCAAAAUAACGUGAUUGAGCCGUGAACUGGAGGCACAAGACAUCUUGUAAGGGAGCUUUUAAAAUGACAAGUUGCAGUCUUAUUACUGUUAGGUCCAGUUUACUACAACAAAUAUGUUACUGUAGAAGAAAAAACAUUAGUUCAGUACAUGACCUAAUAAAAGAAAUGGACGAAGCCUGUUUUAACAUUAGUUUAGUUUGUGCAAAGCUUAAAGUAGAAAUACUGGAAUGUACCAGGGUAUAGUUCAACUAUAAUAUAUGCUGCUUUUAAUUUAGUGACGUUUUGUGUUUGUUGAUCUGAGUUCAGUAGAAUGAAAGAUGCUAAGCUACAUUUUAAUUUAGUGACGUUUUGUGUUUGUUGAUCUGAGUUCAGUAGAAUGAAAGAUGCUAAGCUACAUUUUAAUUUAGUGACGUUUUGUGUUUGUUGAUCUGAGUUCAGUAGAAUGAAAGAUGCUAAGCUACAUUUUAAUUUAGUGACGUUUUGUGUUUGUUGAUCUGAGUUCAGUAGAAUGAAAGAUGCUAAGCUACAUUUUUACUGUAAUUUCUGCUUGCCAAUAUAAUUUAGUUAUAAUUAAAUAAGCAUUUCCUUAACCUAAUCAGAAGAAUGGUUGAGUUGACUAUUUCUAUAGUAGGUAUCUCUUUUUUAACAUUCAAUUUUAGCUCAAUACAAUAUAUCUGCAGUGUUAAAGUGUGCAUUUAAUUGAAAGUGUAGCUAAUACUAUGCAUGUACAGUUACAGUGUAUGAACGCGUUUUCAAAGCACACACACACACACACACAUAUAUGCUUGCUGCUUUACACAUUUGUUUUUCAGGCACUCACUAAACACAGUAACAAAUCAAUCACUUUCUCGAGUAGAGUAUUUGACUGGGGUUCUUCAUUGAAAUGUGAUGAAACCUGGUAAUUGUACAACAUGCUGUGCCACUGUCAGUUUGAUUCGUUUCUAACCAGCUGAGCUGAUGACACACCGUUAUUGAGUGUAGCAGAGAUACUGGAAUCCAAAGUCAACAAUCAGAAAUCAUAGAGAUACUGGAAUCCAAAGCAACAAUUGGAAAUCGUAAGGGAUGUUCUGGGAUUUUCUUUGGUUAGCCGCUGGUCAGAAGCAAAGAAUACAUUGCACAAUUAAUGAAGUUUCAAUAAAGAAUUUGAGUUGGCUAAAAAAACAUGUUACUCCAAAUGAUGAGUUUUUUAAUAAACAUUAAGGAGGAGGAAGCCUGUAUGACUAGAAAGUUAAAGUAAUGCAUUAUGCAGUGGCAAAGCAACAUGGGGGAUUCAUGUUACUGUGCUGGGUUAUUAUUUACCAUUAAGUUUGUCCUCUCUAAUAAAAAUAGCUGGUUUAUGAUCUUGUUUCUGAGGUGUGAACACAGUCUCUGGAGUAAAUAUCAUACAAAUAAGUAUAAGAAAUGUUUUGUAUUCUCUUCUGCUCUCUCUCUUGUAACUGCAUGCCGUAGUGACGUCAUUGUUUAUAUGUUUGACAAGUACCAUGACAGUGUAAUGCAUGUAAUAAUAACUCCUAUGUACUCAGAUUCCUUGAAUAAAACCUUAGCAGCAAUUAAUUUACAAUUA